GUGCUUUUUCAUCACCCAUCCAUCAACCAGGGUCAAGCAAGCCUGCCACCCUGCAGCCUGUCAGGCAGCCUGGGCUGCGAUGGUCGCCCUCCCGCCCAGGCGCGCUGAGGGCAGGCUGGGGGCAGGCUGAGGGUUUGGUGAGCUGAUCACGCGGAGUUCAUCACGAGAGCCGACAAAAAAUUCAUCACCGCUCCCGUCUCCCUGCCAACAGCACAAGGACAGGACCGCCGCGGCAGCUGGUGCGAGACUUAGCAAUCGCUCUCCACCAAGGACGCACCUCCGACCCGUGUUCCAUCUCCCCUCUUUCGGUUGGCCGACCUGGGUUCGCUGUCUCGGCAAGCCCAGACCCCGUCGAGCUAGAGCUUCCCAUUCGCCUCCCGCCCGCAUGGGUACAUAGCUGCUGUCGUCAUCGACCCGGACCGCCUGCGUCUGGCCCAGUCGCCAUGGCUGCGCGGUCUUUCGCCAACACCCGAGGCCAACCGCCGUCCACCCCUACCAAGCAGAACGUCGAUGCCGUCCGAGCCAAGAUUAACGGCGUCUUCCAGUCACUCAACACCGGCAUUGGCCUUCGCCUGAUCGCUCCCGACCCCGCCGCUACCCCGUCCUCUCGAAAACAACACGCAGACCAGAGCGGGGACCGUUGUAAUCAAAUAUGGUCCGAAUUCCAAUACCAGUACCACCAAGGAGAUAUCGACUUCGUCCUGCGCGAAUUCCAUAUAAGGGCCAAGAAGACAUUAUCUGGGUGGGUGCCGAAGCCGCGAGCCGAUUCACGCACCCUUCCGGCCGCCACUACCAAUCCACAUCGCGCGCGAGAUGACUGCCAGGUCGAGGCGCUUCAGGAGCUCCUCCGAGACGUUCUGGUUGAGCACCGGAAACAGAUGCCGCAGCGUCCGGCAAGGCUAUUCAAUAAGGCUGCUAGCGAUGGCGUAGUGCUUGAGAGAAGCAGCGGAGCGAGGCGCGCCCCCGGUCUUUCCACCUCCCGCAAACAUGGGGCCAAGCGGAUGUCUGACGAUGAGACCCUAUCCGACGAGAGUAUCAAGAGGCCCAAGAGUAGCGGAAGCGAAGGUGGUGUGAGAUUGACAUUGGAGAAGGCCAACAGCGACCUCGACAGUGUCAUGGUCCGAGAGAGCUUCACAACGAAGUCAAUGUCGUUUUCUGGCCCCUCUAGCACCCAGGAUCCGCGCUCGCAGCCAGAAUAUCCUACCCCUUCUGCCACCGCCAGGAAACCAUCACCCCCCACGAUGCAAGUCUCUACUUCUUCCUACUGCGACCGCUCGGCCAAUACGAGUAGCACGUCGCUAGCCUCCGCCUUCACCAAUGUCUCAGCGGUGUUCUCGGCCGAUGAGGACGACAACGAGCCAUUCGACACCCAGACAACUGUCGAGGCCUCCAGCCAAGAGCGAAAGCGGAUAAAUUCAAGGUUGUCGAAGAGCGCCCGUAUGGCACCCCGAGCCGAGGUCAGAGCCCCAAGUUCGGGUAGCCGGUUUUCAGACGCAGAGCCGUCUCUGGAUGAACUGCAGGCCAUGUGGGACGCCGAGCAGGCAGUCGUAUCAAGGCCAACGCGCAUUCCCGCCAUCAGCACAAAGCCCCAACACUCGCCCUCGUCAAGUUCUAGUCGCAGCGCGGAGGCUAGCCCGACGUACUCCUCAUCGUGGUCUGGAUCGCUCGUGGAUGUAUUGGCCGAGCAAGCGCGCAUGAUAUCAGAGCCUGUACCGAGCCCUGUACGAUCACACAAUACGCUGCAAGAUAGAUUGGAUUUGGUCUGGCCAAAAUUCCCCCCUUGGCUUCGAGCCGCACCCUUGGCGGUCGCCUGGGAGGUCUGCCGCGUCGCGCUUCACUGUGGAGUUGAUCUGUGCGAGGUCAACGGCAUGUUCUAUGACAACAGCUGGAAGGAGCAGAAGACGCUCCGGUCUGUACUGUAUCAACGCCCGGAAUUCCGAACCCGUGCUUUUCCGGAACAGCCCUCCUCCGAUGCCUGGGCUGCCGCGCUGGGCUCGUUCAACAGUCGAGGCCAGAACGUUAUACUUUCAGCCACCUUGGAUUUCAACAUGGCUCCUGGUCCGCUAUUUAAACUUAGGAUGUCUCCCCUGAAGCUUGACGACUCUCACCGUCUGAGCAGGCGCUUCGGAUCAGACCGUUUCCUCGAGGUCCUGUACCCAUCACCCAACUCGACCAACGUCCCACCCGCGCUUCGAGGUAAAGACGCGCGUACGGCUGCGAACAAGUGGCUUGCGCGGGGGGUUCAUCAGCUUGCUGGCAGAGAGUGGGCAGCCUUUUACACCAAGGAUGCCGGGUAUAAAAAACCUGCAACCCACCUGAGCCUUGGACGAGACUCGGCCAAAGCAGUGUUCAAAGACAGGACUUACUUGUUCGCUAUUGAUGGACAUGACUUCCAGACCCCAUCUCCAAUGAACAGCUUGCCACCCAAAGAUCAGAAGGUUGUCGCGAGAACUCGCCUCUCUGUGUUUCGGAUGCUAGACUGGCUCCUCCAACUGCAGAAGAACAAGGGUCAACCAUACUUGAAGCUGUUCUCCCGCAUCGCUCUUGGACUGAGUCCAACGUAUCCCACGGUCACAUUUGAGCCCCAUCAGAUUCGCGCACAGGCAAAGGACCUCCUUUCGCCCCAAGGAAACGUCAUGAACGAUGGUGUCGGGUUGAUGUCUCGCUCCGUUGCUCAAAAGAUACAAAAGACCCUUGGCCUUGUCACUGUUCCCUGCGCAGUUCAAGGGCGUCUUGGUAGUGCCAAAGGGAUGUGGAUCAUUGAUGUCGAAGACCUCAGUGGUGAGGACUGGAUCGAGACGUACCCUUCCCAGCGCAAAUGGGAAUGCGACAUCGGUGAUCCCGACCAGCGUACACUUGAAGUACGCAGCCACGCAUCAGAGCUCCGUUCUGCCCGCCUGAACCUCCAAUUCCUCCCAGUGCUAGAAGACAGAAGUCGAGACAAGGAUGCGUUCCGGACCGCCGUUGGCGAUUUGCUCGGGGAAAAUCUACAGACCGAGCUCGGGGGCCUUCGGGCUGCUUUAAACAGGCCGAUACAGCAUCGGCAGUGGGUACACGAGAAUUCUUCUAACCGCGACACACGCGUUCGUCAUGGCCAAGUUCCGUUUCUGGGUGGCAGUCCCGACAAAGACGAGGAGUUGAUGAACAUGAUGCUAGAUCACGGCUUCGAUCCGAAAAAGCAAAAAUACCUGCAAGACCUUGCCUGGGUGCUUCAGAAGAAGAAGUGCGAGACUCUGAAGGAGAAGCUCAACAUCACCGUCGGGAAAUCCGCCUAUGCAUACAUGGUGGUGGACUUUGGGGGUCACUUGGAACCCGACGAGGUGCACAUGUGCUUUUCCAGCAAGUUCCAGGUCGACGACUUUGCCGAUACCCUGCUUGACGGCAUUGAGCUGCUGGUCGCGCGCUCUCCCGCCCACUACAUAAGCGACAUUCAAAAGGUCAAGGCCGUCUUCAAGCCAGCUCUCAAGGAUUUGAAAGAUGUCAUCGUCUUUCCCCGCAAGGGGCGGGUGGCACUUGCCGACAAGCUUUCUGGGGGCGACUAUGACGGAGAUAAGGCCUGGGUAUGCUGGGACCAAGCCAUCGUAAAGAACUUCGUCAACUCUCCCGUUCCUCGAGCGCCCGACCUUUUCGAGAGGGGGUACCUAAGCAAGAUCAAGGACAAAAUGGAUGACCUCGUCAAGGAACAUGGCUUGGAGACGGCCACUUCGGAGUUGAUCGAGCGUAGCUUCUUGUUCAACAUGCGGCAGAACCACCUCGGUAUCUGCACGAACUUCAAGGAGAGGCUGUGCUACAAGCGACGCAACGUGUACGACGACUGCGCUGUUCUCCUCAGCACGCUUUUGAGCAACCUUGUCGAUCAAUCCAAGCAGGGGAUCGAGUUUUCGGCAAAACAGUGGCGAAAACUGAGGAACGACCUUAAUGAGCCCAAUGAGCUGGAUUUGCCUCUAUACAAGGAAGGAAACUGGCCGCAUCGUCAUAAAAAGCCCGAACAUAUAAUUGACUACCUCAAGUUCUCAGUUGCCAAGCCACUGAUCGACAAAGAGCUGGGAAUAUUCCAAAAGGCAAUCAGCGGUGCAAAGAUGGCGCCGGGCGUCAGUGGCCCCUUUGUAUCACCGUCUAAGGGCGGAAGCGGGCAGAUGGCCGAUAAUGUCAGCAGCGAGGCGUAUCACUUCGACAGCGACCUCACAGAGCUCUACAACGAGUUCAGCAAAAUGGAGUCUCAGCCUAUCAAGGCGCUACUAACCAGCCUACAGACAGACAUCUGCAACGUCGAGAAGAAGUGGAAGCAGACGAUGUCGAUGCGCGAGGUCGGUACUGGUGAGGGUGUCAGUAAAACCGGCGCAGAUUCCGACUAUCGGCGCAAGGUGCUGGAAGUUUAUGACGAGUGGGUCGCAAUUCAGCCUGACAAGACGGCUCACAGGGCGCUGGCCGACUCCAAGGUCGUUAGCAUGCUGGAGCAGCAUUUUUGGCACCCCGAAGACAGUCAAUGGGCCCUUUUGCGAGCGUCAAUGGCCUUCAAGUUGUUCUAUCGCACUGGCUACAAGUUUGUCUGGCGCAUGGCCGGAAGACAGCUCAUGCGUCUCAAAUCUCUGGCGGUGGCCAAAACCGGGGGGCCAGCAAUGGCUGUGGUUCCGGGCAUGUACGCGGCGCUCCGGCCUGAUGGCAAGCUCAUCAAGCAACUGGUCGCGAGGGAUGAAGGUAGCGGAUCCCACUACACGGGCGCGGGUGGAGAGGAUGGGUCGGAUGAUGAGGACGAGGACUGGAAGGAAUGAUUGCCUAUUUCCGAAGCGGCUGACAGGUUGGCUAGCGAGUUCUCGUAUGCUCUUGGAUUGCGCUUGGAGCGUGUUUUCUUUAAUACCCUUUGCUGUUCGUUUGUUUGGUUAUUUUUCUCCUUUUUUUCUCCCUUUUUCUCGUCACUUUUCUCCUUAACAUGUUCUCCCCCUUCCUCCCUACCUAUUCCGUACCUCUCCGUCCAGCCAUAAUGUCCCCUUUCUCAUAGUUUCCCUCCUCCUAUCGUCUUUGGACUCUCUUCACAUUGUCAUUCUUUCCCCACCAAUCAUUCUUUUACUUUGUGCCACAGGCGUCUCUCCUUAUCUUGUCCCCAUAUUUUCCUUUCCCCUCCCUGCUCUGGGAGAAACUCGGCGUGGUGCCGGCUUGGCAAGCCGGCAUUGGUUGGCUGUGGUGAUGUUGUCAAUGGGGAAAUUGGACCUUGUCCAAUCUGAAUUCCCGCUGAACUUAAGCAUAUCAAAAGGUUCUUGGCCUAAAGUGUAGGUCUUGGACUUCGUAUCCUCUCGCCAAACAGGCAGGUCUCCUGCCUGGCAGACUUGAGGGCGAGCAUCGAGACGGAAAUGGAGUUGGAGAACAGAAACGUCACAGAAGACGAGAGUGGGCGGAACAAAAGCGAUAGCGUGGUUGGUGACUCGCUGUCGUGGUCCUGCACUACUAGAGAGGAAGACUAAUAAGGAAAGGGGCAGAAAAUGUAUCUGAGACCUAGAGACACAGGACAGGAGAUGCCCGUUUACCCGCGGCCUUGCCAGUCGGCACAAUCGUAGUAACCCUGGCAGCACAGCUAUUGCAGCCCUCCUCCCAGCCAUGUGUAUUGAACCAGCAGGAUAACCGAGGGAGCCCGCACGAGACGGUCUCCCAGGG
Messenger RNA from Gaeumannomyces tritici R3-111a-1, 5649 nucleotides. RefSeq names its product RNA-dependent RNA polymerase. Gene Ontology annotation, biological process: siRNA processing. Lineage: Eukaryota; Fungi; Ascomycota; Sordariomycetes; Magnaporthales; Magnaporthaceae. The transcript has 4 exons. The record is from RefSeq and is a predicted model, not a curated record. The coding region runs from base 444 to 4772 and encodes 1442 amino acids. Gene Ontology annotation, molecular function: RNA-directed RNA polymerase activity. Gene Ontology annotation, cellular component: nuclear RNA-directed RNA polymerase complex.